AUGCUCAAAGUAGCGCGUGAUGCAACGAAGAUAGAAUCUGCUUGCUCUGAUGAGAUCAAGGCAAUUGCAACAGCAGCGCUGCGCAUGCAAUACCAGCGGGAGCACGCGUCCAUACAUCGCGAGCUAGCAGAACAACUAGGAAAACUGCGCAUUCUGUGUAAAGUAGAGCGACGGCGCCGAAAACUACUUCCCAAGCAAGACGUCAGCGUCUUAGAGGCCCUCGACGGGCUUGAAGACCAGCUGAAGAGAGGCGAGCAGCAGCUUGAGGAGCACAAGGCGAUGGUGGAGCGGAUGGAGGAGGCAGAAGACAUCAUCUCCUCACGUGAUGCGGAAAAGCUGGCGAGAAGGAUUGGGAACAGCCUGGAGGCCUUGCUGGAAGCCGCUGCCAGCAGCAGGAGUUCAAUUCCCGGUGCUCUAAGCGAGGGAGAAGCCGCCCAAAGCGAAGUCAUGCAGCGCUACCUGAAAUUUGUGGCCAUGAAGACAAACCGAGAUGCUGCUGCGGAGAGGGAGAGAGCAGUGAGCAUACUAAAUAAGAUAGAUGUGCAGAUGCCCGACGAUUCCGCUUUCCCGUUGAAGCAGGAAGGGGCCGGGCAAAACCAACCUCCAUUAUCGACGCUUAGGAGCUCCACCGUGACCAAGCAGAUUUUCAACGCGCCGAGGCAGGUUGGGGAUGCAAAUACUGCUAUGCGCAAGACUGUACAUGCAGAAGAAGCGAAGCAGGAGAGUAGCAGCAGCUCAGAUGCCAGUGCUGAGGAACUCCUGCGUGCAGCGCGAACGGCCGCUAAGGCUUCAGAGGCCUUCGGCCAAGAGGCGGAGCAUAUGUGGCUCUGUACAAUGCUUAAAAACUCCGUAGGACUCGACAUGCAGCUGAGUGUUGCCUUGGCUCAGAGAUCAACUGCCUUAGUAGGCAUGGAAACAGGGGAUGUCGACCAGGAGCAGCAACGUUGGCAUGUCGAAAUGCCUUCCGAUGAUAUGCAGGAAUUUGGAAAUAUGCUGAUGGAUUUCACGAAUAUCCAGGAGGAGGCGCAGUCGGCGAAUGGCCUCGAUCAAGUGGCUUCAGCAGCAGUAGCGAUGAAACAGGCAGCCUUAAAACUCACGACAUUCGUCGCGGAACAUCAGGGACAACUAACCAUACGCAAAGGACGAAUGCCCAGAAGCUCAUAA
This is a messenger RNA of Eimeria mitis, 1164 nucleotides long. RefSeq lists its product as uncharacterized. Lineage: Eukaryota; Apicomplexa; Conoidasida; Eucoccidiorida; Eimeriidae. The coding region runs from base 1 to 1164 and encodes 387 amino acids. The transcript has a single exon. The record is from RefSeq and is a predicted model, not a curated record.